AUGGAUGGAAAGGAAUACUUAAAGUCCUAUGGCUGGAAAGAGGGUGAGCCGUUACAAAUAGGUGGGUUGAAGAAACCAAUCCUAGUAAAGCACAAGAAAGACAAGAAAGGCCUAGGAGGAGCACCAGGUCAUGAUGAAGGCGAAGCUUGGUGGGAAAGACUUUUCGAUGGUCAGCUUAAGAAAUUAGAUGUAACCAGCAAUAAAUGUGAUGGUAUCAGCUUCAAGCAAAAUGAAGCUACAGCUUCGGCCAUCUCAAAAGAAAGUUCGCCUUUAUAUUCUUGGUUUGUAAAAGGAGAACUACUGAAGGGUACUAUUGGGGCUCCUAAGGUCGCUGUGGGAAAAUUAGCUAAUAUUUCGGCAGACCCGCCAUGUCUUGGAACCAGUUCGAUAAAUGAUGAUGCAUCUUCCAAGGAGACUUCGAACGCCAAGAAAUCCAAGAAAUCCAAGAAAUCUAAGAAAUCUAUAAACAAUAAUAACAAGAAGGACAAGAAAGAUAAGAAAGACAAGAAGGACAAGAAGAAGCAUAAGAUCGUUAAGAUUGAUAAAAAGAAGCAUGAUAAGAAGCAUAAGUCGUUCAAAAAGCUCACUAAUAGCAGGAUUGAACUGUAA
Eremothecium sinecaudum is the source of this 609-nucleotide messenger RNA. RefSeq names its product Tma23p (gene TMA23). The record is from RefSeq and is a predicted model, not a curated record. The transcript has a single exon. The coding region runs from base 1 to 609 and encodes 202 amino acids. NCBI's taxonomy places the organism in Eukaryota, Fungi, Ascomycota, Saccharomycetes, Saccharomycetales, Saccharomycetaceae.